AGGCAAUUGUUCCAAAUUGAAAAUUAAAGUAAAAUCAAUAAAAUAUUUUAUUUUACUAAUGUUUUGAUGAAGAAAACAGUUUCUUUACCAGUUAUCCAAACUAUCGAAUACACGUCCGACAGACCCAUAACCGCAAAAAAUUUUUCCCAGUAUAGCUAGAGCGCAAAGUUUCUUCUGCACAUGUUUUUUUGCCUAAGUAAUUUCGCUUUUUCCAUAUCAAAGAGAUAUUUGGAAUGGUGAUGUUUCAGAUGGAGGCUGUCCAGUGGUGGCUAUCCGAGGGACGAAUUGUACAAAAAUAUAUUAUCCAGGGUCGAAGGGGAAUUGUACUAGAACCGUACUUUAUAAACGGUUUUGAUUGAAACAUAUAAACAGAUGCAUGAUCUCACCAGAUGUAGGAUAAUGUGCGCUUCCGAGACAAACAGUAAAAUAAAGUAACCACAAAAUAUGAGCUCGUGUAUCGGAACUUUGCAAUGGUAAACUGUUUUAACCUUUUAUUGACAUUUUCAAUUUAAUUGCGAGUUCAUUAACCUCAACUUAUAUCAUAAUCAUAAAGAAAAUCUAACCUUGCGAAUUAUGUAAAGACUAAACAUGCGGCUGUCAGAUUUAAACCUUGCAGGAAAAAAAAAACAUGCAUAGACAUAACAGAGCAAAAAUAAAAAGCCGUAAUGGAGUGUGUUUAAAAGAAACAAAUUUGUUUUAAUCAUGUGAUUUUCUGUGUGUGGGCUAUAUUUCCAAUACCGCUUUAUAAAAAUGACAGAAGACAUAUAUGUAAAUUGUACGUAAAUUCCCUCAACUUGAUAAAAUCAGCUUCGUGACUGUCCGAACAUAAAGUAAAUCCAAGAGACGUUUACGGACGUGGAUAACAGCACCGCCCAUUCAUUAACUAGCAUAAUCUAUUGGCUAAUUAACCUAUGACAUCAUUGGAUUAUAAUUCCCUGUUUUUAAAAGUAAUUGCACAUAAGUUACAUGCAGAAUUUUACAUAUUUAUUUAGUUGAUAAAACAUGCAGACAAUAAAGAGAAGUUUAAAGCUUAUAGUAUUAUUGAGUUUGUUGUUGGUUUUCGCGUUGUACGUAAAAUGUAUAUUAUCGAGCUCGUGGCGCGGAAAUAAUAAAAUUCGUACAGGUAUAAUCAGUGGUAAAUCUAAAUCUAUUGAGAUACAUCACGGAUUAUGGUACAUUUGUGUGCACCCAGACGGUCAGUGUGUAGGCUUGAAAGCUGCAGAGUUGAAGGAAGAGAAAGAGGAAUAUGAAAUAGAGAAGCGAUUAAAUAUCACACGAUAUUUAAUUUUAACUUCCGUCUUCUUAACCGUCGCAUCUGUCGUGGCGAUAUUCGUUUUCGUCUUCUUCAAUGAUGAAACAGCACGUGGUGUAGCCACCAUCAUUAUCAUCGAAUGUUUUGCACUGAUAGCUGGCUGCAUCGCAAUGGCGAAUUUUAAAGAAUUCUUCACCAUCACAGGAGAAAUAUGGAAGAAAUAUGAAUCUGGCUACAUACUUGGUUGGAUAGCUUCCAGUUUACUCGGCGUCCCUAUUAUCUUUACCACAAUUCUUUUAAUUAUAAAGGUGACUCAUAAAGACAGAGUUGUACCACCGCGUAUAUAUACAUUUGAAGAAGACUACGAGGCCGUUAAAUAUGACGAAUACAUCAAAAAUAAGCCAAUUUCAGGCUCAUGGUGAAAUUUGUUUCGUAGGAAGUUUUUAAGAGAGAAUUUGUGAGAAGUGUUGUGAAAUAAGAAAACCCGCGAACGCAAUUAAAAUCCACAAAAUAUUUUGAGCAUUUUUGGAAAUACAGAUCUUGAAUUUUAAACCUGCAAAAGUCAAUUUUUGGAAAUUAAAUUCCGUUAGAAAUUUAAACUUGGAAGUUAGUUAUAAAGAUUUUAAUACACGCCUUGUAAAACUUUUAUAAAUUUUAUAUAAAUAGUCGUUAGCCCGUGGAGAAAUCCACGGGUUCGAUCGUCCUUUUUAUACUUGCGCAGCUAAGCUACUAUUUUGCGUGACAGACGGACAGACGUAUACGGGUAUGAUAAUAUAGACUAGACGUUAGUUCGUGAAAAAAUGCACGGGGUCGCCCGUCCUUUAUAUAUCGCAUUUC
Molecule: messenger RNA, 2089 nt
Organism: Hydractinia symbiolongicarpus
Lineage: Eukaryota; Metazoa; Cnidaria; Hydrozoa; Anthoathecata; Hydractiniidae
Exons: 3
Coding region: 1003-1674 (223 amino acids)
Cellular component (GO): plasma membrane
Source: RefSeq, a predicted model, not a curated record